AUGCAGCAACACAUACCUACGGUGUUCUUAAGGAAACAUGUAACUCCACCCUCCUGCACCUUACCAGACACACCAAAGGUCCAGGGCUAUGAUUUCAACCAGGGAGUGGACCACCACGCACUGCUGCAGUCCUUCCUCAGCACUGGCUUCCAGGCGACUAAUGUGGCCCUGGCUAUUCAGCAGAUAAACAGCAUGAUCAAGAGGCGUCAACAGCCGGUGAAGGAAGUGAAUGGAAGUGUUGAGGAGGAUCCGUCGACCUGCCGGAGCCCCUUGAGCUGCACCAUCUUUCUCAGUUACACUUCAAACCUCAUCAGCAGCGGGGUCAGGGAGAGUAUCCGCUAUCUCGCAGAGCACAGCAUGGUGGAUGUCCUGGUGACCACAGCUGGAGGUAUUGAGGAGGAUCUGAUCAAGUGUUUGGGACAUCUUUACAUUGGAGACUUCACUCUGCCUGGGAAGGAUCUGUAUAAAAGGGGUCUCGACAGGAUUGGCAAUCUUCUGAUGCCUGAUAUGAACUACAUGUUAUUAGAAAAAUGGAUGUUGCCGAUAAUGAAGCAGAUGCUGAUGGAGCAGAACACUCAGGCCUUCAGUUGGACCCCGUCUAAGAUGAUCCAGCGACUGGGCAAGGAGAUUAACAACCCUGAAUCUGUUUGCUAUUGGGCCUACAAGAACAACAUCCCAGUGUUCAGCCCUGCCCUUACAGAUGGCGCCAUAGGAGACUUGUUCUACAUGUUCUCAGCUGAGAACCCUGGCUUAAUUUUGGACAUUGCUGAAGAUAUUUCAAGAAUAAACGACAUUGCAGUGAACGCCAAUAGCACAGGGAUGAUCCUCCUAGGGGGAGGGUUAGCAAAGCACCACACUUGCAAUGCCAAUGCAUGGAGGACAGGAGCUGAGUUUGCGGUGUAUGUGAACACAGCUCAGGAAUUUGAUGGUUGCGACUCAGGGGCCAGACCUGAUGAAGCCGUGUCCUGGGGGAAGAUCACAUUAGACGCCAAACCUGUGAAGGUGUGUGCAGACGCUACAGUGAUCUUCCCCUUGUUGGUGGCAGAAACCUUUGCUGUUCAUGCUGAUAAGAGGACGAUUCACAAGGAGAACAAUUGA
Pleuronectes platessa (European plaice) is the source of this 1098-nucleotide messenger RNA. Its product is annotated as deoxyhypusine synthase. Gene Ontology annotation, cellular component: cytoplasm. The record is from RefSeq and is a predicted model, not a curated record. Gene Ontology annotation, molecular function: deoxyhypusine synthase activity. Gene Ontology annotation, biological process: peptidyl-hypusine biosynthetic process. NCBI's taxonomy places the organism in Eukaryota, Metazoa, Chordata, Actinopteri, Pleuronectiformes, Pleuronectidae. The transcript has 10 exons. The coding region runs from base 1 to 1098 and encodes 365 amino acids.